AUGUCUGACUCGAGGAAUCAUGGCCGGUGUCGAGGUGAACAACGGCCUGAGAGAGGCGCUCAUAGAAAACUUAAACAACAUUUUAUCACCCCAAGCAGAUGUCCGUAGAGCAGCUGAGGAACAAAUUCACGUUUUAGAAGUAACAGAAGAAUUUGGUGUACACCUGGUAGAACUCACAUUAGACCGCAAUGGCCCUUUACCUAUCCGACAGCUGGCUUCUGUACUCCUUAAACAAUAUGUUGAAGCCCAUUGGUGCACAGACUCUGAUAAGUUUCGUGUACCUGAAUGUCCAGAAUAUGCAAAAGCAAAGAUUAGAGAACUACUUCCACAUGGUUUACACGAACCAAUCAGUAAAGUCAGAUCAUCCGUAGCCUAUGCAAUAUCAGCCAUUGCUCACUGGGACUGGCCAGACCAAUGGUGUGGACUGUUUGACUUGUUAAUGGGAGCUCUGAAAACUGGUGAGGAAGCGCCAGUCCAUGGAGCCAUGCGUGUCCUAACUGAAUUCUCAAGGGAUUUGACAGAUCAACACAUUCCUCAGGUUGCUCCAGUCAUCCUUCCAGAGAUGUAUCGCAUUUUUUGCGAGGAAGAGAAAUAUGGGAUUCGAACUCGAGGCAGAGCUGUAGAAAUUUUCAGUACCCUCGCCAACUUGAUCUGUAUGAUGGGAGAAUACAAUAGAAGUUUAGCCAAGACUCUUCUCUACCCCACAUUACCAGCAUUCACACAAGCACUUGUCAAAGGUUUACAGACUCCUGAUGGUUUCACUUCUGAUUCUGGCUUGAAGAAAGAAAUUCUAAGUGCUCUGACAGUCCUAAUGAAGAAUGUGCCAAAGCAGAUGGGGCAGUACCUUGGGGAAGUAUUAGGUCCUGUGUGGCAGACCCUUACCACUAGUGCAGAUACAUAUGUCAACACCACUGUUAAUGCUCGGGAGGAUGCUGAUGAUCCAGUAGACUCUGAUGGGGAGGUGCUUGGCUUUGAGAACCUGGUAUUUACUAUUUUUGAGUUUGUACAUGCACUGGUGGAGACGACAAAGCACAAGCAACUUAUUAAGCAGGGUAUUGCUGAUCUUGUCUAUUAUAUUCUCCUGUACAUGCAAAUUACAGAAGAUCAGAUUGAAAAUUGGAGCAACAAUCCUGAUGCUUUUGUGGAAGAUGAAGAUGAAGACAGCUUUGCAUACUCUGUGAGAAUCUCAGCUCAGGAUCUGCUGUUGGCCUUAUGUCAAGAACUGCCUGAAGAGUGUGGUCAGGGUUUGAUAGUUGCUGUUGGAAGACACUUAGAACGAGCAGCUAGCCAACGAACAGCAGGUGACCCAGCAUGGUGGAAGACCCAUGAGGCAGUCAUGUUGGCAAUGGGAUCCGUCCGUGACCUGAUUCUUGAUCAGGUGGCCAAGGGGCAUUUGCAGUUUGAUCUCACCAAUUUCAUCCAGUCUGUUGUAUUGACUGACCUUGAUCCUAACUUUUCUCCUUUCUUGGCUGGGCGAGCUCUUUGGUGUGGCAGCAGAUUUGGGCAGGCUGUUACUCCUGACAUGCUUGACAGAUUCCUUCAGGCUACAGUAUCGGCCCUCAACCACAGUCCCAACCCUAUUAUUAAAGUUUCUGGAGUUAGGUCAGUGUGGGGUUUCUGUGAAUAUUUAAAGGGUAGUGGCAGUCCAGGAGCACUACAGCCAUAUCUUCCUUCCAUUCUUGAUGGACUAGUUACCUUAGCCACCCAAGCAUCAUCAGAAGUUCUCUCCCUAAUUUUGGAGACAUGCUGUAUAGUUGUCUCGGUCGACUCAAACUUCACGGCUGCAAAUGUGGGCAGGAUAUCUACCCUUUGUUUAGCAGUAUUUAUAAAAGCCAAUAAUGACCCGGUACUAGUAGCACUUGUGCAAGAUGUCGUGCGGGAACUAUGUGCCAACCCGGGCUGCAUCACUACGCUUCAGACAAAAUUUAUCCCCACUCUAGCAUCAAUACUCAAUGCAUCAACAGAUAAGGUACCGCCGGGUAUGCAAGCUGUGGCCCUAGACAUGCUUGAAGUAAUGGUGCGAUCCUCAACUCCUCCCCUUGAAGAGCCUCUCAUUAAUGUAGCUUUCCCAGCUGUAGUACAAAGAACACUGAACACAGAUGAUAAUUCUACUUUACAAAACGGUGGAGAGUGUCUUAGAGCAUAUAUAUCUGUCGCUCCUGAUCAGGUUAUUGCCUAUCUUGAUGCUGAAGGUCGGUCGGGUCUGCAGUACGUAGUUCAAGUAGCCACACAGCUCUUGUCACCAGCCACAAGUGAACAUACGGCAACAUUUGUAGGUCGGCUCAUAACUGUUCUCAUCCGGAGGGCUGGUGACCACUUAGGGGACAAUUUAGAUCUUCUGCUCAGAGCUGUUUUAAGUAAACUGCAGGGUGCUGAGACAUUGACUGUGAUUCAGAACCUUGUGCUUGUGUAUGCUCAGCUGGUCCACUCACAGUUAGACGGUGUUCUAACUUUCCUAGCGGGCGUUCCAGGACCCUCGGGGCAGUCUGCCCUUCAUUUUGUUCUCACACAGUGGUGUUCUAAACAGCAUCUUUUCUUUGGUGCUUAUGAGGGAAAGGUGAGUGCAGUAGCUCUAGCAAAACUACUGGAGCAUGGUGUAACAGCGAAUGAUUCACGCUUGCAAGAUAUCAUAGUUCAAGGAGACCAGGUUUUCUCACCUGAGGGACGGGUGCGUACUCGGUCACAGCGUGUAACACGACCAGAGCAGUGGACACAAGUGCCUGUGUUGGUAAAGAUCUUCAAACUCCUUAUCAAUGAACUUGCCAAUGCAAUUGACUCAAACAUGACAAAGGAUGAUGAUGAGCAGGAGUCAGAAGAUGAAUGUUGGGAAGAUGAUGAGGAGGAGGGCCAAGCUAAUGGCGAUUCCACACUUGCUUCAAUGUUUGCCCCUGCCAGCAGCUAUCCUGGGUAUGAUGCUGACACUGUGGAUGAUGAGGAUGACCCAGAUGCAGUGAGUGACCCCCUGUAUAGUUUGGAUCUUCAGCAGUACCUGACCACCUUCAUCAGCACCUUUGCUCAGCACCCGGCAUUCCCCGUCUUUAUACCACACCUUAAUCCUCACGAACAGGAAGUACUCCAAGGCAUUGGAGUUCAGUGCUGAGAGCAUUAAAAAGGCAAAGUGAUUGGUCAAGCUUGAUUGUUUAGUUUGUGCUCACACACACACACACACACACACACACACACACACACACACA
Homarus americanus (American lobster) is the source of this 3194-nucleotide messenger RNA. RefSeq names its product importin-9-like (gene Ipo9). Gene Ontology annotation, biological process: protein import into nucleus. Gene Ontology annotation, molecular function: small GTPase binding. The transcript has 18 exons. Gene Ontology annotation, cellular component: nuclear envelope; cytosol. Lineage: Eukaryota; Metazoa; Arthropoda; Malacostraca; Decapoda; Nephropidae. The record is from RefSeq and is a predicted model, not a curated record. Bases 20 to 3100 code for a protein of 1026 amino acids.